AUGUCCCGUCGCGUGAGCGCCCCCCGCGACCGGUGCUUGGAGCUGGAGCGCGUCAUCGCAGACCGAGCAAGGUCGGGAAGCCUUGGCGUCGACGACGCGCUCAAGCUGUUCGAUGAAUUGCUGCCCCACGCCAGGCCUGCCUCGGUUCGUGCUUUCAACCACCUGCUUACCGUUGUCGCUCGCGCCCGAUGCUCUUCAACCUCCGAGCUUGCCGUCUCCCUCUUCAAGCGGAUGGCCCGCGCCAGCUCCAACAAGGUGGCUCCUGACCUGUGCACAUACAGCAUCCUCAUUGGAUGCUUCGGUCGCAUGGGACACCUGGAGUAUUGUUUCGCCGCCUUUGGCCUCAUCCUUAAGACGGGCCAGAGGGUCAGUAACAUAGUCAUCAAUCAACUGCUCAACGGCCUCUGUGACGUGAAGAGGGUGGACGAGGCCAUGGACAUAUUGCUCCGACGAAUGCCUGAGUUUGGCUGCAUGGCGAAUGUAGUUUCCUACAACACGGUACUCAAGGGUUUAUGCAAUGAAAAGAGAGCUGAGGAGGCACUUGAGCUGCUGCACAUGAUGGCUGAUGAUGGACAUGGAAGCUGCACACCAAAUGUUGUGACAUACACCACGAUGAUUGAUGGCCUGUGCAAAGCUCAAGCUGUUGACAAGGCCGAGGGUGUUCUUCAGCAGAUGAUUGAUAAAGGUGUCGAGCCAAACGUCCAGACAUAUAACUGUCUGAUCCUUGGGUACCUCUCUACAGGACAAUGGAAAGAGGUGGUCCGAAUGCUCGAAGAAAUGUCCGCACGUGGUCUUCAGCCAGAUGUUGUUACUUAUAGUUUGCUGCUGGAUUAUCUCUGCAAAAAUGGAAAAUGCUCAGAGGCUUGGAAGAUUUUUGAUUCUAUGAUUAGGAAGGGCAUAAAACCAAAUGUAACUAUCUACAGCAUUCUUCUUCAUGGGUAUGCUGCUAAAGGAGCCCUUGCUGAUUUGCCUGAUCUCCUAGAUUUGAUGGUGGCAAAUGGUAUUUCACCUAAUCAUUACAUCUUCAACAUAGUGUUCUGUGCAUUUGCUAAAAAUGCAAUGAUAGAUGAGGCAAUUCAUAUACUUAGCAAAAUGAGGCAGCAUGGGUUGAGUCCUGAUGUAGUCACUUAUGGAACAUUAAUCGAUGCACUUUGCAAGUUGGGAAGAGUGGAUGAUGCUGUGCUUAAAUUCAAUGAGAUGAUCAACGAAGGAGUGACUCCAAACAUUGUUGUCUUUAGCUCCCUGGUUUAUGGACUAUGCACCGUUGACAGAUGGGAGAAGGCCGAGGAAUUAUUUUUUCAAAUGUUGGAUCAAGGAAUCCGUCCCGACGUUGUGUUCUUCAACACAAUAAUGUCUAAUUUAUGCAAAGAAGGACGGGUCAUGGAAGCCCAGAGUGUCAUUGACUGGAUGGAACGUGUGGGCGUGAGGCCUGAUGUUGUCUCAUAUAAUGCAUUAAUAGAUGGCCACUGCUUAGCUCGUAGAACUGAUGAAGCGGCAAAGUUACUUGAUGUUAUGCCCUCAGUUGGCUUGAAACCGAACAUUUUAUCCUAUAAUAUAUUGCUUCAUGGCUACUGUAAAGCUGGUCGGAUAGAUAAUGCAUAUUGUCUUUUCCGAGAAAUGUUGAGGAAGGGAGUUACGCCUGGAGCUGUGACUUACAAUACUAUAUUGCAAGGUUUAUUUCAGACAGGGAGAUUUUCUGAAGCAAAGGAACUCUACCUCAAUAUGAUUAAAAGUGAAAAACAGUGGGGCAUUUACACAUACAACAUAAUUCUAAAUGGGCUUUGCAAAAAUAAUUGUGUUGAUGAAGCAUUCAUAAUGUUCCAGUGUCUGUGUUCUAAGGAUCUUCGACCUAACAUUAUUACUUUCACCAUUAUGAUUGAUGCCUUGUUCAAAGGCGACAGAAAGAAAGAUGCCAUGGAUUUGUUCGCUGCUAUCCCUGCCCAUGGUUUAGUUCCGAAUGUGGUGACCUAUCGGUUAAUGAUGGAAAAUCUCAUACAAGAGGGGCUGCUUGAUGAGUUUGACAAUCUGUUUUUAUCAAUGGAAAAGUGUGGGUGCACUCCAAACUCACGCAUGCUAAAUGCUAUAGUUAGGAGGCUGUUGCAUGGAGGCGAGAUAGUGAGGGCUGGGGCUUACCUCUCCAAAAUUGAUGAAAUGAACUUCUCACUUGAGGCUUCCACUACAUCCUUGCUAAUAUCACUUUUCUCGAGGGAGGAAUAUAAGAACCUUGCAAAGUCCCUACCUGAAAAGUACCAUUUUCUUGAGGAGGUCAACAAGUGA
Molecule: messenger RNA, 2277 nt
Organism: Miscanthus lutarioriparius
Lineage: Eukaryota; Viridiplantae; Streptophyta; Magnoliopsida; Poales; Poaceae
Source: the annotation of a GenBank genome assembly